This is a messenger RNA of Phycodurus eques (leafy seadragon), 2406 nucleotides long. Its product is annotated as four and a half LIM domains protein 1-like. Gene Ontology annotation, molecular function: transmembrane transporter binding. NCBI's taxonomy places the organism in Eukaryota, Metazoa, Chordata, Actinopteri, Syngnathiformes, Syngnathidae. The transcript has 7 exons. The record is from RefSeq and is a predicted model, not a curated record. Gene Ontology annotation, biological process: muscle organ development. Bases 206 to 1045 code for a protein of 279 amino acids.
CUAACAGACGACGCCAGCCACCACCAGACUUGUUUACGCAGAGGUCGGAGGUCCCGUCGCUUCUCGACGCCCACGGCGAGACGCGCAUCUGUCGCCACGCGACUCGCGACCUUCACCCGACUUGCCGGGCAAAAAAACCCUCCGAAAUCUAAAGAGGAAACGAGCCUUAAAAGUUGUUGCAUGGGGCGUUGUCUCUAGAUGAAAAAUGGCAGCUAGCGUGCAUUGUUUCUACUGUCGCGAGGACCUCGGCGGCAGGAGGUUUGUGCGCAACGAGGGCCGGCCAGUGUGCGUACGCUGCCACACCAAGUUCUGCGCCAACAGCUGCGCCGAGUGCCACCGACCCAUCUCUGUGGAAUCCAAGGAGCUGAGCCACAAGGGCCGCUACUGGCACGAGGACUGCUUCCGAUGCGCCAAGUGCUACAAAGCGCUGGCCAAGGAGCCAUUCACCACCAAGGAUGAGCGCAUCCUGUGUGGCAAGUGCUGCUCCAGAGAAGAGGCACCACGCUGCCACGCCUGCUACAAACCCAUACUCGCUGGCACGGAGAGUGUGGAGUAUAAAGGCAAUUCGUUCCACGACGAGUGCUUCAUCUGCUGCCACUGCAAGCGACCGAUGGCGUCGCAGAGCUUCAUCGCCAAAGAAAGUGACGUCUUUUGCAGUCCCUGCUACGACAACAAGUUUGCAAAGAUCUGCGUCUCCUGCAAAAAGCCAAUAAUGUCCGGAGGAGUCAACUACCAGGAGCAGCCUUGGCACGGUCACUGUUUCGUGUGCAGCUCCUGCUCCAAGCCUCUGGCCGGGUCCAGCUUCACCACCCACCAGGACCAGGUCUUCUGCGUGGACUGCUACAAGACCACCGUGGCUAAGAAAUGCAGCGGCUGCCAUAUGGCCAUCACAGGUUUUGGCAAAGGGGUGAACGUGGUGAGCUAUGACGGAGGCUCCUGGCACGAAUACUGCUUCAACUGUAAGCAGUGCUCCCUCAGUCUGGCCAACACGCCCUUUGUGGCCAAAGGCCGCGACAUCCUGUGCUCCGACUGCGGCGGCAAGUAGAUAACGAAAACCUCGCGGUUCUACAGACCCGCUUUUGUCUUUGGGCUGUGCUUAAACGAUGGCAUUAAAGAUGUCCUUAUUUCAAUGACUGCCCCUUUUACACAUUUACACUUUUACACGUUUUAGAGAUUCAAUUCUCCCUCAUAAUCGACGUGACAAUCCAAGUUUCACCCCCUGAUCUUUAUCUCCUACUCAAAAGCUGUGCUGGUCUCCAAAAAAAUGUAUUCGACGAAUAGUUUUGUCGUUGGCAAUAAACGGUUGGAUUCCAGUUAACGAAUAAAGACGUCCUCCUUUGGAAAAACAACAAGAGAACUUUUAAGUCUUGACCUCAUAUUCCUCUGAUACCGAUGAAAGAAUAUACCAUAUUUCCUCAAAUAAUAGCCACCAUAUAUAUACACACACACAACUUUAUUCUUGAGGAAAAAGGUAGAUUGCUCAAGAUUCAUCUCUGAGUAUUUUCAAGAAAAGUCACACUUUUACUUGAAAAUAUGCAAUUUUAUUAUGGUUAUAAUACGAAAUGAAUCUCUGAAAUAUCUGACUUAUUUCUUAUGUUGACUAUAUAGGACUAUUUUAGCAGCCCCCACCGAAGCAUGUCAACUGUUUCUCAGAUGACUUGAAGUGUCUUAAAUUCCAAGCGCAGUAUUCAAAAUAAUCUUCCAUUACGAGGACGGAAUUCCAGUUGUGACACGAGGGUGCGCCAAAAUGUUGUGUGCAUCCAUAGUUAUGCCUUUUUCAUUACAGUCUGUAUUAGACCGGUCUUCAAUAUAGAACUGAUGACACCUGCUCGGAUGAGAGGUCUUCUAAGACAGCCAAAACAGUCCAGUUGCAAUUGAUUCAGUGCUCUGAUCAUGAAAUUACCUGGAUGAAUGCGAAUAUUCACAGGCAUUUUCAUGAUAGUUCGGUUUCACUUGGCAAAUAUUUUAAUAUAGCGGUAGCCUUUGUCAAAAAUAAGGCUCCGUUGAAGUAAGAUGCCUCCCCCAUCUGUGGUUGUGUAACAUUAUUUGAGGAAAUAUGCAGUACAGUACUAAAAAAAACUCUGUGGAAAAAACAAACAUCUGGUCCUAUUUUCGUACAACCUGAUUAUCGAUUUGUCGAUUUCUGUGAACAUGAACGUGGAAAAAUGAACAAAUGAAAGUGAUAAAUGAUGUAAUAUAAGUCCACUUGUUUAUCAUAAUAGUGGUGCAUGCUAAUUCCUUGUUGUCUCUUUCAUUCAUUGAGUGUUAGCAUGAAGCUAAAGGUAAGCUUUUAUUUUAUGCAAUUAAGGUUUUUAUACUGCAGCUGGUUCUCAUGUAUUUGGAAUAUGAACUGUUAUAAUUGCGAUCCUGAAAAAAAAUAAAUAAAUGUGUCAUACAUUCUUAAAA